Molecule: messenger RNA, 1489 nt
Organism: Trametes versicolor FP-101664 SS1
Lineage: Eukaryota; Fungi; Basidiomycota; Agaricomycetes; Polyporales; Polyporaceae
Exons: 6
Coding region: 758-1033 (91 amino acids)
Source: RefSeq, a predicted model, not a curated record
CGCAGAAAUAGCAAUGCCAUAGUCGUGUAGUGCGCACGAGAGAAACGAAACACGUCUGUGUCGUUGUGUGGUCGCCAAGUCGAGAGUGCAAGUGUCGAGAGCAGUCCGGGAGCCCCAAGUCCAGCCAGAUUGAAUUCGAGCCGCUCCCGGGCACACUCAGACAAUCGCGGAGGAUACUAGGCGCCCACGCGGCACCCACAACUCGUCCGCGAACCUCGAACCGCGAAUCGCACGACUCACUCUCUUUCGCACCGCCACCAUCCACCCGACUCCCCGCCGGCACUCCCCGUCUCGUCUGCCCUCUGCCGUCUCUUCUGGCUCGCGGCCCCGGAGCCUCGAUGAUGGGAACUGCCUGUGUUUGCCGAAUGCGCGGGUCCCGCGCUCCGCGGCCCAUCUAGCGAGAUCCUCUUCGCGUCGUAGACUCGUACUCAGUGACUUGCUCUCGACCUCGUUGAGCGUCAUCUACAGGUACCCGUGCUCUCCGCUGCCAGUGGUGUGCUGGGCACCUGGCUCGUUAGAGUAGACGGUCCAGGCUGAUAGCGCCAUCCCAUUUGCAGCGAGGCGCCGGCGCGGAAUGGCGUCCGCGUCCUCUUCCCGCCGCCUGGCGCUCGUAGCCCUCUCGUGUAUUGGUCAGAAUGCUUUAACAGCCCGUUCUUUUGCCUUCGCGCGCCCCGUCCUUCUGCAUGGAACUACGCCAGCGUCGUGAUAUGCGGAAUCGCAUCCGCGCCAUCGCCCUCCCACGUGGAUCUCCCGCACGAUGCCCAGACGCCGCGUCCGCGGCCGGUCGCGCCGUCACUCCUCUUGCCAGCAGGACAUCCGUGUCGCCAAGCGAUGCUGGCCACGACCUUUCGAGUGGCAUUUCCCCGCGCGAUCUCCUCGUGUCCCAGACUCGGCCUCUCGCGCUACUCCCCGCCGCACUGGCAUACCAUCGUCUCUGAGCCCCCCGCACCGCCUGGCGCACCCCACGUCGCACUCGGAAAUAGGUUCGGAAGCACUCACCUCGACUACCGUCGUCCUUGUUGCUGGAGCCUAGCGAGUCUCUGCUGCAAAAAUCCGCUUCGUGCUGACUCACAGGCGGUGUCGAGAAGCAGCAGGCGUCGAGAGGGGGGCGCUCGUGGUGGGAGAGAACACGGAGAGGCCGAGGGAGACGUGUUUGCGGAAGGCGAGAGCAACACAAAUGAUAGAGCACGAGGACGCGCUGAGCGCUGACGAAGGGAUGGAGACAGGGCGAUGAGAGGCAUCGGGCAGGGGUAAGGUCGCGAGAAAGAGGUGGAUGGGGGCGGGCAAGAAAGACGCAAGGCGGAGACAGCCCGGCGGGGCCACGUAGCCAUCGUAUAGCCCUGAUUAGGCCGUUUCACUGGGGUGGACCGCCGGCUGGCGUCCAGCCGGCUGCGCAGAGGUGCCGCCAGACCGCCAGAUUCAGGUCCAGCAAAACUCGGUCAAUCCCGCGCGGUUUACGUGCCAACUGCUUCGAACGCGGGCAGCAGGA